Molecule: messenger RNA, 1649 nt
Organism: Nasonia vitripennis (jewel wasp)
Lineage: Eukaryota; Metazoa; Arthropoda; Insecta; Hymenoptera; Pteromalidae
Exons: 2
Coding region: 109-1368 (419 amino acids)
Biological process (GO): proteasome-mediated ubiquitin-dependent protein catabolic process; regulation of proteolysis
Cellular component (GO): cytoplasm
Molecular function (GO): ubiquitin protein ligase binding
Source: RefSeq, a predicted model, not a curated record
CUUAUAAAGUAGUCUCGAAGAUUUGUCAAAGAUUUAGUUGUGCCCAGAGCGUCGGUCCGAGAUAAUCGAUACAGGUCCUUCGAUUCAGCCAAAGCUUGAGGCGCAGCAAUGACUACGAGCAACGAAGAGGCACCGGUAGUGCCGAACCCGGAUUACGACAACGAUUCCGAUCCGCAAACUUCCAACAGACGUCCAAGCAACCAAACGGAAAUCCUUCCGGUGCAAGUUCAAAAACAGCUGCAGGACAAAAUGAACGGCACUGCUUCGCCUAGCCAAAUAAAAGCUUUUCCGCAGAAUAUAAUCGAAGAAGAGACGCAAGACGCUCAAACAGCUAAGAACGGAGCUACUCCGAGUACAGUUGUGACGCAAGACGCUCAAACAGCCAACAAGGAGGCCACUCCGACGAAAGUUGUCACGAUAUUAUCCAACGAUCCCAACAUCCAGAUCAGGGUGUUGCCGGAUGAGAACCAGCCGACGGACGAAAGCUCAACGAAGAUCAGGCCUGCAGCCGAGACAGAGGCCCAGGGCCAAUCGCUCGAAACCGAUGUAAACGGCAACGAGGACUCGAGCGUUAAUGGGGCAUCGAUCGUCGAGCAACCGUUGCGGGUUUCAUCCGGCCCGGCGGCGGUGGACAAGCUAACAGAGGACUUUGGUCAGCUGCUCGAAGCCGAGAUCGACACGGACGUGACGAUCCAGGUCGGCAGACACACUUUCCCAGCUCAUCGGCUCAUCCUCAAGGCCCGGUGUCCCGAGCUGCUGAGGACCGCCAGGGCUGCGGUCCCACUGAUGCCACCUCCGGUCCCCUCGGUCUCCGAUGCCUCAUCCACCUCCUCGUGCUGCAGUGGUCCGAGCAAACAGAAGGAGCGAUCUGCGAAACGUCAGCAGCAGAAGCAGCAGGAGGAGCCAAAGAAGCCGGUGGAGCCGCAGCUACUGUCGUACGUGAUCGAGCUGCCGAGUCCGCCGUUCACCGAAGACCUCGUCCGCGGCCUGCUGCGCUACAUCUACACGUCGAGGAUCGAGGUACUGGCCGGCAUCGUCGAGGAGCUGCUCGUCGUCGCCGGGGACCAUCGACUCUUCGAGCUCAAGGCCAGACUCGAGUGCCACCUCUGGGAGAACCUGGUCGACGACAACUGCCUCAGACUGCUGGUGUUCGCGGAUAAGGAGAGGAACCAGUGGGACUGUCGCAAGCUCAAGAGGAGAGCUUUGAAGUACAUCAAGGAUAGGAUCGAGCUGAUCAUCCUGAGGGAGGAGUUUAAGAAUUUAAAGAACGGACACUGCAAGCUUCUCGAGGAGGUCCUCAGGGCUGUCGUCUUCGGGGACGACUGGAUUGAAGGAGCGACGCAGAACAGUACAGCUAUUGGCUAUUGAAUCUGGCAAGGAGAAUAUAUUCGAUUAAAAGAACUUUUUCUAAGCGUCAACAUUUAAAAUAAGAUUCUGAGAUUACUUUGUUCGAAUUUCAAACUACAAACGUCCGUUGCGAAUAAAAUUAUUGCUUCGAUAUAAAACUAACUUCUCGAAUAUUUUAUCGUUAAACCUAAAUUUUACAUCUCUUUGAUUAGUCUAAAUUAGCAUCAGUCAUUUUUUAAGUUUUCGUCGAAAAGGACGUUACAGAUUUCACAAGACAGUCCAACUUAUCAUCCUAUUCUACA